GUGAUUCUUUAGCACCUGUGAGGUGCUAUUAUCCCUAACUUACAAAUAGAGAAAUAAGCAUGGAGAGGUUAAAGUGGCAGAACCAGGUGUGUGACCCCAAAGUCAUGCCACCCACUCUAGUGCUUUAAUCGCAAAGCCACUCAUGGGGGAGAGGGGGAAUAAGAGCACUUGAAUGGUAAUAAAUUGUAGAGCAUGUGGGUGCCAUGUGCUUGCAACUGGAAAAGGAACUUGAAUACUUAUUUAGGUGUGAUUGCCUGGACAAACUGACUUGUGUGCAUUACAAUUAAAGUUACUUGUUGUUUGUUUAUAUGAUUGCACCAAGUUAGUAGCCUGAACACAUUAGGACCUCAUUGUGCUAAUCAUUAUACAGACUCUGCCCCGCCAGCCCUGAGUUUACAGUCUAAAUAGAGGAAAAUGACUUACCCAAGACCAUCCAGCAAGUCAGUGGCAGAGCUAAGAAUAGACCCUACAUCUUCUGAGUCCCAGCCUAUGUCCUUAUGCAGUAACCAUGCUGCCUCUUAAGUUGUGCCCAAGACACUAGGGGCCCAGAACACCGUGGCCUUGUCAGUACAACUGUGAAUAGCACUUGCACCCCAGUUUCACUCCAUGCAUGCCCCUCUUACCCUCCUCUACCCUGUCCCCCUUCCCUUUGCAUUUUGCCAAUUCCCUCCUAAAUACAUGUACACCAAAAAUAAAUAUAUAUAUUUUUUAAAAUAUGGUACUAACAUGGCAUUUGCCACCAUCCCAUCAUUCACUCUGCUGGUGUGUUCUACCCCUUUCCCCACCCUGGAUCUAUCUGGUCUGUUUAGAUUGUAAGGUCUUUGGCAUAGGGACUGUCUACUAGUCUGUGUUUGUUCAGCACCUGCCUAUGGGGCCCCAUUCUUGAUUGGCCCUCAGGCACAACAUUAAUAAAAAUGAUUAAGAAUAUAACUGAUGUGGGAUAAAUCCCUCAUUUGUUCAUUUUGUUGGCAAAGGAGUGAACAUACACAUGUGACAUGGAUCCUGGAAUGCAUGCAUGAAAUCCAGGCUUAUAUUUGCUCGGCCAGAACAUUAGGAGCUAUUCUGUAAUGAGUGUUUACUAAGCUAUGCACAUUAGGAUAAAAGUGCCCUAACUGAGUGCCUGGUUGCUUGCCUUAUAUGAAGCCCUCAAAGCCAUACAAAAUAAAUAACAUUGUUUGCUACAGUCACCUGUUAAACAGAACUUAUGAUGCCUAUAAAUGUGGUGGAUUCCAUAAUCAGGCUGAUAGUGAUUUCAGGCUGAGAGUGGUUCCUAGUCAUUUAUAAAUGCUUCUAAGAAGAUCCAGUAGGUGGUGCCCGGGGACCUUGCUGCAAGGCUUACAGAGCAAAACAAUCCGCUUGGGUGGGAGAGCUGAGCAAGGGUGGAACAUUUGGCUCGGUGUCUCAGACAGGAAGUGAUGAGAGGGAAGUAGCUAUUGCUGCUGGAAACGAGGCCUGCCGGAGCUGUUUCUGUGGCCUAGAUGCCUUUAGUGAGCUGACAGCCAGGCCAGCUUCAGUGGAGUCCUAAGUUAUCUGUCUGGCCCUAGGAGCAUUGCCCAGACUCUGAGGAUGACCCUGGAAUGACUGAGUGUGUUGGAGCCGGUACUCCGUUCCACAGAGGUGCAGCGAUCCCCCAUCUGUUAGGAGUCAUAUUAAGGGGCAGCCAGGAAUGGAUAAGUUCUUGGUCAAAAGGCCUUCCUCAGGCAAGAACAAACAAGAACCCUUAGAGAUGAAGGGAGGAGAGCUGGAUUGUAUGAGAGAUGGGGGAGAGAAGAAAAGGCCCCGGUCAGAAAUGCCAGGUGCAGAUGAGUCCUUUGUGCAUUCUCCAUGGAAGCAAAUCCGGGCUGAGGGUCUGAACUGCGAUUACAAGAUCCUGUUCCGCAAAACUGAGGCUGACAAGAUUUUCCAGGAGCUGGAAAAGGAAGUGGAGUAUUUUGAAGGUGAUCUUACCAAAGUGCAAGUGUUUGGCAAAUGGCACAGCAUCCCAAGGAAGCAGGUGACAUAUGGAGAUCCUGAGUUAACAUACACUUACUCAGGUGUUACCUUUCCUCCUAAGCUAUGGAUUCCAGUUCUCAACCGUAUCAGAGAGCGCAUCACCCUGGCCACUGGACACACUUUUAAUUUUGUUCUUAUUAACAGAUAUAAAGAUGGCUGUGAUCACAUAGGCGAACAUCGAGAUGAUGAGAGAGAAUUGGUUCCACGGAGUCCCAUUGCGUCAGUGUCCUUUGGAGCCUGCAGGGACUUUUUCUUCAGGCAUGGUGCUUCCCGAGGGAAAAACGCCUCAUGCCACAUUGAGCCAGUCAAGCUGCAGCUGGCCCAUGGCAGUUUACUAAUGAUGAACUACCCCACCAACGUGUACUGGUAUCACAGCUUGCCCACCCGCAAAAAGGUGCUAGCCCCAAGAAUCAACCUGACAUUUCGGAAAGUGAUGGCUUUACCAAAAAAAUGAAGUUAUUUAGCAACCUAACAUCUAGCUUUAACAUCCCCUUUUACCUCUGAAAAUGAGAACUUUCUUUCCAUGUCAUAAGUCAAUUUCUCUUUCAGACACGGCCUUUUCCUUUGCAUAUAUAGCAAGAGAUAGGAACCUAGCUGUGGUGCAAGCUAUGUCACGAGUGUAUUUAAAUUAGGAAAGCAAACGGGGAAUAACAUGCAGUUGUUUAGAUGAAAAUACGGUAACCAUUUGAUCUUGGAUGUCAAGAUUAUUUUCCUACAGCCAAGCACUACUGUAGCCUGAUGGUAUAUUUUUCUACUGCUAUUCUCCUUGGUUCUGCAGGGAGGUUUAUUGUUAAAUCCAUGGUAGUCCUAUCAGUGAGUAUGCCUUGUUUUUUGUUUUGAAGUCUCAAGUGUGUACAGCUGUCUACUAAAUACUAACGUACCAUAGAAUGUAAUAAUUCAGAAAGUCUGAAAUGUUCUCUACAAAUGAGUCAUAUUUUUUUAAAUAAAACAAG
This is a messenger RNA of Mauremys mutica (yellowpond turtle), 2945 nucleotides long. It is a transcript of the gene ALKBH2, whose product is annotated as alkB homolog 2, alpha-ketoglutarate dependent dioxygenase. The transcript has 4 exons. Gene Ontology annotation, biological process: DNA repair. Bases 1667 to 2446 code for a protein of 259 amino acids. The record is from RefSeq and is a predicted model, not a curated record. Lineage: Eukaryota; Metazoa; Chordata; Testudines; Geoemydidae.